GGGAUAAAUUGGAUAUAAAAGUUUUGUAUUCAGCGUCAGACCCAAAACCGAACACACUUCAAAUCACCGAUUCACUAUAAAUCCCUAAUUUUGAAAUCGCAGCAACGGUAACGUGCAAGGGAAAUUUCGAGAUUAUCGCUUAAACCCUAACCGUCGUUCUAGAGUUCAAUUUUUUCGGCAACAUUAGGGCGUGAUGUUUACGCCACAGAGGAAGGCAUGGCCGACGGGUACGGCCACAGCCUUCACACCGCAUAGAAUUGGUGCCACGUCGUCUGCGAAGGGGAAGGCUGUUGUUAUUGCCGAUGACCCGCAUCCGCCGCCAUUGGGAUCUUUAAGUGAAGCAGGUGGUGAUGUGGUGAUGGCUGCUGGGUUGAAUUCGGGGUAUGCUGAGGAUUGGAAGAAGUUCAGGGAGGUUGGGUUGUUGGAUGAGGCGGUUAUGCAGAGGAAGGAUCAAGAAGCUAUUUUGGAGAAGGUUUCAAGGCUCGAAAGAGAGCUUUUUGAUUACCAGUACAACAUGGGGCUCCUGUUGAUUGAGAAGAAAGAGUGGAGUUCGAAGUUUGAUCGACUGAGGCAAGAACUAGCUGAAACUGAGGAGGUUCUAAAACGAGAACAAUCUUCACAUUUGAUUGCAUUAUCUGAAGUUCAGAAGCGAGAAGAAAAUUUGAGGAAAGCAUUGAGUACAGAAAAGCAGUGUGGAGCUGAUCUUGAGAGAGCUUUACGUGCAAUGCAAGAAGAAUUUGUCCAAGUCCAAACUUCCUCCCAUAUGAAGCUAGAUAAAGCAAAUGCAUUGGUGGAUGGAAUUGAAGAGAAGUCUUCAGCGGUUAACAAAAAACUCCAAGAUGCAGAAGCUAGGCUUGCUGAGGUAAACCAAAAAAAUGCUGACCUAGAUAUGAAACUGCGAGAGGUGGAGGUUCGUGAAAGUUUGCUUCAAAAGGAGCGUUUGUCAGUAGUUACAGAUCGAGAAUCAUUUGAAACAACAUUCUACAAACAAAGGGAAGAGUUGAAGGAGUGGGAGAGGAAGUUACAACAAAGGGAGGAUAUGCUAUGUGAUGGCAGGCAAAAUCUUGGUGUGAGAGAAAAGAAAACAAUUGAAACAGAGAAGAAUCUGAAGCAGAAAGAGAAAGAUCUAGAAGUGCUGGAGAAGAAUAUUGAUGUAUCAAGUUCCUUAUUAAAAGAAAAAGAAGCUGAGAUAAGUCGAAGAGUAGCGGAUGUAAAUGCAGAAGAGAAGAAAGUGGAUAAUGUGAAGGGAAUACUAGAGAUGAAAGAGAAGGAAUUGCAUGCUCUGGAAGUAAAGCUUAGUGUUAGAGAAAGAGAAGGGAUCCAAAAACUUCUUGACGAGCAAAAGGAUACUCUGGGUUUAAAGUUGCAGCAGUUUGAUCUUGAAAUGGAACAAAAGCGGAAGUCCCUCGCUGAAGAGUUUAGCGGAAAGGAAGAAGCCUUGGAGCUUAGGGAAAUCGAAGUCAACCAUAGGGAAAUGAAGGUUGGAAAAGAAGAGCAGGCUUUGAGUAAGAAGUCUGAAAGAAUAAAGGAGCAAAAUAAGGAACUUGAAACAAAGUUGAAAUCUUUGAAGGAGAAUGAAAAGACAAUGAUAAUAAAAGAGAAAGAGCUGGAGAAGGAAAAAGAGAAAUUGACUGUUGAUUGGGAGAGACUAGACAAUUUAAAUGUUGAACUUGAGAAGAUUAAAGCUGAGAUUUCUCAGCAGGAGCUGCAAAUAUGCCAAGAGACUGAGAAUUUGAAGCUUACUGAAGAGGAGAGGUCAGAGCACUCUCGUUUGCAAUUGGAACUAAAGCAGGAGAUAGAGCAUACCAGAAUGCAGAAGGAUUUGAUUAUGAAGGAAGCAGAAAACUUGAGGGAGGAGAAACUUAGGUUUGAGAAUGAAUGGGAGGUGUUGGAUAAGAGAAGAGCUGAAAUUAGUAGAGAACAACAUGAAAUUGAUAAGGAGAAAGAAAGAUUAAGAAAACUGAAAAACAGUGAAGAAGAAAGGUUGAAAAGAGAGAAGCAAGAUAUGCAAGAUCAUUUAAAGAAAGAGCUGGAAAAGCUUGAAUUGGAUAAGGAAUCGUUUAGAGAUUCAAUUAAACAAGAGGAAUUUCUUUUAUCCGAUAAAGUAAAAAAUGAAAAGGCACAAAUGCUUCAAGAUUUUGAAUGGAAGACAAGAAAUCUCGAGAAUGAAAUACAGAAAAGGCAGGAGGAGAUUGAGAAAGACCUGCAGGAAAGGGAGAGAAAAUUUCAGGAGCAGAUGGAAAGGGAGCUCAAUAAUAUUAAUAUAUUGAAGGAUGCUACUGAAAAGGAAUGGGAAGAAGUGAAGUCUGAGGAGAUCAGGUUAGCGAAUGAGAGAACCGAAUUUGAGACAAACAAGCAGCAGCUGAAGUCUGACCAACGUGAAAUGCAUGAAGAUUCUGAAAUGCUUAUGAAUCUUAGCCAGAAAGUCAAGAAAGAGCGUGAACUCCUUGUGGCUGAAAGAAAUCAGUUUCUUGCAUUUGUUGAGAAACUCAAGAAUUGCAAGGGCUGUGGGGAAGUUGUUAGGGACUUCGUUGUGUCUGAUCUUCAGUUACCUGACAAUAAAGAAAAAUGGAUUCUUCCCUUAUCUAACUCCCCUGUUUUGAAUGAUAUGCCUCUUAAGAACUCUGAGGACAAUAUAGCUGCUUCUGGCUCGAACUAUUCCGGAUCUGCAAGGCCUGUGUCUUGGCUUCGCAAAUGCACGUCCAAGGUUUUCAAAUUAUCCCCAACUAAAAAAGCAGACUCUGUCAGUACUUCCCAAGUAGCUGGGACAUCACCAGAGUCUGAUGUAAAUGUUAAUAUAGAAAAAGUUGAAGGGCCUGCAUCAUCUCCUAAUAUACAAGGACCAACAAUUACGCUUGGAGAACAACAAAUAGCAAGUGGGAUGGCUAAUCACUCGUCUGACACACCACAUCUACAAUCUGAUAACAUUGUUAAAGAGGUGGAUAACGAAUACUCUCUAUCCAUAGACGGUCACAGCUAUGUGGAUGGUUUAGUAGGCGGAGGUCCAGACGAUUCUCAACAGUCAGUCCCAAAUGUUGGUAAGCCCAGACGUGGGAGGAAAAGCAAAUCUGGAAUUGCAAGAACGCGCUCAGUGAAGGCUGUGGUUGAAGAGGCCAAGGAGUUCCUAGGUAAAACCUCAAAGGAAACAGGAAGUGCGAGUUUGCAUGAAAACAUGCACGAAGACUCCAAUCACACUGAGAAAGCUAUUGGUAAUAGUAGAAGGAAGCGGCAACGGGCACAAACUUCCACGAUUGGAGAAAGUGAACAGAAUGCUGGUGAUAGUGAAGGACACUCGGAUAGUAUCACAACUGGUGGGCGCAAAAAGAAAAGGCAAACAGCUGCUCCACCCACACAAGUCACUGGUGAGAAGCGAUACAAUCUCAGGCGGCAUAAGACUGCUGGCACAGUUUCAUCAACACAGGAUGUAUCCAAUGGAACAAAGACUGUGGAAAAAGAAGUGUCUGGUGGUACACUGGAUGUGGGUAAUAAAAACCCUGAAGCAGUAGUAGCUGAUGACAAUAUCCAAACCACAGCUCUUGUGCAGGUCUCAACAGUAAAGACUGUGGAGUUCAAAGAUGAUCGAGUUGUAAGGUUUGAAAUACCAAGAAACAUUAUUGAUGACAACGGUGCUACAACCAACUCUGUGGAUCGUGUUGAAGAAAGUGUUACACUGGAACAUGGAGAUGAAGAUGGAAGCAUAAUCAAUGAUGUUGAAAAUGUGGAGCAGGAAGAGGAAGAUGAAGAGGGAGAGGAAGAGGAGGAGGAAGAAGAGGAGGAAGAAGAGGAGGAGCCUGGUGAGAUGUCUAUUGGAAAGAAGAUCCUGAAAUUUUUCACGACAUGAUGGAAGUAUUUUUGUAUUUCUCUUCUUCAUUGUUAGAUAUACAUACAUUCUCAUUCCUUUUAAAUAGGACAUAAUCUUUAGGUUAGCUUCUAUGUUUGUUUUGACAUUUAUUAAUGACAAGAUAAGAAGCAUAAUUUUGCUUUUCUUUGUCCGUUGUCCUCGAGUAAGAUUGAUUAUACUGCUCAGGCGUGGAAGAUUUUCCAUUACAAUCAAUAAUUAAUGGCGAUAAAGUGAAAUUAAUAUUCAAUAAUUGAAUAA
Cicer arietinum (chickpea) is the source of this 4099-nucleotide messenger RNA. Its product is annotated as protein CROWDED NUCLEI 3. NCBI's taxonomy places the organism in Eukaryota, Viridiplantae, Streptophyta, Magnoliopsida, Fabales, Fabaceae. Gene Ontology annotation, cellular component: nucleus. Gene Ontology annotation, biological process: nucleus organization. The record is from RefSeq and is a predicted model, not a curated record.